Messenger RNA from Nothobranchius furzeri (turquoise killifish), 2487 nucleotides. RefSeq names its product RAB35, member RAS oncogene family b (gene rab35b). Gene Ontology annotation, cellular component: endosome membrane; plasma membrane. Gene Ontology annotation, molecular function: GTP binding; GTPase activity. NCBI's taxonomy places the organism in Eukaryota, Metazoa, Chordata, Actinopteri, Cyprinodontiformes, Nothobranchiidae. Gene Ontology annotation, biological process: endocytic recycling. The record is from RefSeq and is a predicted model, not a curated record.
CAGUGACGUCGGCUCCUUUGGGUGCAGCUCCGCCAGAGAAGGAAGCGGAGUUUCCGGCUGUUUGCAGCGGAGGGUGGAUUGCUGACGCCGCGAAACCCCGAAGAAAAAAAACGCCACCGGCUCGGGGUCUAACCGUCUCCAGCAUCGGGUACCGAGUCGUUUUCCGUGUGCCGGGGGAUCUGGGAGCUGGUAAAUGUCUACGGUCUAAAGGGAGUCGGAACAGAAAGCUAAGCGAAGCUGCAGCAAAAGGCGGGGGAUAGCCACCAGCUACCGGCAUGGCCAGGGACUACGAUUACCUGUUCAAGCUGCUCAUCAUCGGUGACAGCGGAGUGGGAAAGAGCAGUCUCCUCCUGCGAUUUGCAGACAAUACAUUUUCAGGUAGCUACAUCACCACGAUAGGCGUGGACUUUAAGAUCCGAACAGUGGAGCUCAACGGGGAGAAGGUGAAGCUACAGAUCUGGGACACAGCGGGGCAGGAGCGUUUUCGCACCAUCACCUCCACAUACUACAGGGGAACACACGGAGUCAUAGUGGUUUACGACGUCACAAGUGCGGAGUCCUUUGUCAACGUUAAACGAUGGUUACAUGAAAUCAACCAGAACUGUGACGACGUGUGCCGAAUAUUAGUGGGGAAUAAGAACGAUGACCCCAACUCCAAGGUGGUGGAGACGACUGAUGCACAGAAGUUUGCAGAGCAGAUGGGAAUCAGCCUGUUUGAGACGAGUGCAAAAGAGAACAUCAACGUUGAAGAGAUGUUCAACUGCAUCACGGAGCUCGUGCUAAAGGCCAAGAAGGAGGUGCUAGCCAAGCAGCAGCAGCAGCAACAGAACGACGUGGUCAAACUCACCCGGAACAGUAAACGAAAGAAAAAGUGCUGCUAGCAAACGGGUCCCUGAAGGCACCUUUCUGCACACAUUCAUUUACCACACGGUGGGACUCAGAGCAUCUAAAUUGAAGAUUUAAUAGUUAUAUGGUCAGAUUAAAAUACUUGGAAAGCGGUCCCCUUUGGACAAACUAAUCAUGAAGACUUUAAACAAAUGUACAGAUUUUUAUUAGAUGUCAGUUUUAUUUGGAAUCAGCAGAUCAGCUGCUGACCUGAGGAUUUGCCAGACGACCAUCAUCACGCUCAGAUUAACAUCCACAUAAUCCCGUAACCCUCCCCCCCAUGGGUGUCUCCGCUCCUUCACCGCAUACGGGAUACCAGGCCGGCCGCACCUGAGGAGGUUCUCACCAUUUCUGGACUGAUUGGUUAGGGUUAAGUGGGUGUGGGCGCGCGGGUCUGCAGUCGGAGCAUUUCCUCCACCGGUAUUAGCACGGCUCGUGCCAACGCGUCACGGACUUCUUUUGACUCGGAGCCUGGAAUCACACCAAUAAAGAUUACUAGACGCCAUUAGUAACUAAUCUGAUGGACACAACUGAUGACUUCUCUUGUAGUGUUUUUUAUUAUUUGCCAAGCCCCCCCCCCCCCCCGAACCGCAGUAGUGUUGAGCCGCUGGUUUUAUGUUGCCAUCAUGUUUUAAGCAGCAGAGCAUUCCUGGAGCUCUGAGUUUGUUUUUAAACCUCCCAUCUAAAAACAUGAUACUGCCAACGUUAUUAUACAUAAAUAUAUAUUAGGAGCUCAGGAGAGCCUCUCAGUGGACUGUUGCCAUAAUGGUCCGUGGCUGGCCAAGAAGCAGGGUGAAUCAGUCUGAUGGGACCCUGUUGAGUCCUCAGGAAGUGACCCCCCCCCCCCCUCCCCCAGCACGUCUCACAGCGAUGGACUCCCUGUCCUAGCAGUCCCGCCUCGGUCCAGAGGGGGCAGCGUUUGUUUCUGUUGCUUCUCCACCAACAGAUUCUUUAACAGCCGUCUUCUCCAGGUCCUGCGUCAUCUUUUGCCUCCACCCUCGCUCUCUGUCCAGACUGAAGUGUUAACAGUGUUUUUGGUUUCCAUGGUGACGAGAGCAGCUGAUGGUGGGUCAGGCUGAUGCAAAAACAGGCUUGGAUCGCUGUGUGUUACUGAGGUUCUGUUGAAUGGUUCUGGCUCAUCACACAGGCCUUUGUUACCCGAGGAGCCUAGGAACUAUCAAAUCUCACGCUUUGGUUUCUUUCCUUAUGUGUAUAUAAAUGUGUGUUUAUAUUCCGUAUGAAACCUACACACACACGAUCGGCACACCUGAGCAGGUGUGCUGUGGUUUGCUGUACACUGGAGAAAAAGAUUCAGUUUUCCCUAUGUGAACUUGAUCAGUAAUAAACCUUUUAGAGGAACAAAUGUGACACAUCAUGGCUGAACGAGUUAGUCAUUUCUGGUGAUGUGAAGCCGGAGCGAGGUGGGGAACCCUCUGCUACAGACGGAUCAUCACCCGAUGGUGGAAAGCAGAUAACAGCCUGGUUUCACCUCCUCCAGACUCAACAGUACAUUUGUUGUUUUUCAUGUUCUGUUUACACAAAUGUUUCCUGUAUUAAAUAUAAAUAUCUGAUAAAAAGGAAUAAAACUGAAUCUCUACUUGA